Messenger RNA from Phyllopteryx taeniolatus (common seadragon), 4127 nucleotides. Its product is annotated as secretory carrier-associated membrane protein 5-like. The record is from RefSeq and is a predicted model, not a curated record. Bases 1693 to 2376 code for a protein of 227 amino acids. Gene Ontology annotation, cellular component: trans-Golgi network membrane; recycling endosome membrane. NCBI's taxonomy places the organism in Eukaryota, Metazoa, Chordata, Actinopteri, Syngnathiformes, Syngnathidae. Gene Ontology annotation, biological process: protein transport. The transcript has 8 exons.
UAGAGGAAGCUUGAUUGACUGGUCAGAGGCGUUGACUACUUGAGAUUCAACCAGGCCGUACAGUCCCCUGUACGUACUAUAAUUGACUCAUCCUCUUGCUUUUUUAGAUAUCUGAUUGCACUUAAGUGUUUUUUUGCACAUUCACCCAACCCUGCGAGGCCUUCCGGUGUACGCCUGACGUGUUGAGGCCAGACGGGGAUACUGCCCCCUGAAAGAGAAGAGGCGUGUCAACCAGGACAGCCCACAAAAUCCAGAGCCUUUAGGAACUCCAGGCGAAUCUCAUCCACCCCCGGGGCCUUGCCACCGAGAAGCUGCAUUCCGCUUGGCCAGCCGAUACCCAUCAGCUGUCUCAGGAGUCCCACAGGCAGAAAAGGCCCGACAGGACUCCUUCAGCUUGACUGGUAGUGGUAGCAGCUGUAGUACGACAACAGACAGUCAAUUGACAGAGAAUACUUUUGAGACAUAAACAAAUAAAAAUACAGUCACUGAGCAAUAAAAGGUUCCCAGUAAUGUGGUAAUGCCGAUAGCUUUUUUGACAAUUGUGCAAAUGAUGCAGAGUCCUCUAGCAAUUUAGAGCAGUUUGAAAUGACUAAUUGAACAAUAGUCUGGUACCUUGACCAUUGUGCAAAUGGCACAGAGACUUCAAGAAAUGUAUGCAGUUUAAAGUGACUAGUAGUGCGAUAAUCUUGAACUGUGUCAAUUGUGCAAAUGGUGCAGAUACUUCUCAAUCACAUGAGUGGCCAGUAUUGGUUAACAACAGAUAUGCAAGGAGUGCAGAGUGGCGAGAGUACUACAGUGAGUGCACGAAUAAUGUAAAAUUUGUCCCGACAGAGAUGUGACAAAUAUCUCAAGACAAAAUUGGUAACAUGUUACAAUGGAAUUGUAAGUUAACUGUUUAAGAAGUUAACGGCAAGAGGGAAGAAGCUGUUGGAAUGUCUGCUACUUCUAGUUUGCAUUGUUCCAUAGUGCCUACCUGUGGAGAAGAGCUCGAAGAGGUGGUGACCAGGAUGUGGAGGGUCCAAGAGGAUUUUGCAUGCUCUUGUCUUAGUUCUGACAGUGUGCAAGUCCUCAACAGGUAGAUAGGGGGGGUACCGACAAUUUUUUGAGCAGUUUUGAUUGUCCGUUGCAGUCCGAGUUUGUCCUUUUUCUGUGGCAUCACCAAACCAGACUGUGAUGGAUGAACACAGGACUGAUUCGACUCCUGUGGCAGGCUGUGCUUCCUCAGAAGCCGCAGGAAGUACAUCCUCUGCUGAGCCUUUUUGACGAUGGAGUUGAUCUAGGUCUCCCACUUCUGGUCCUGAGAGUAAUUCUCAGGAACUUGAAGGUCCCAAUGGUUGACACAGGGCAGUUGGACACUGUGAAGGGCAGCUGUGGCGAAUGAUGCCUCUUGAAGUCCACGAUCAUCUCUACAGUCUUCAGCAUGUUCAGCUCCAGGUUGUGUCGGCCGCACCGCAGCUCCAGCCACUCCACUUCCUGUUGAUACGCUGACUCGUCAUCGUCUUUGAUGAGGUCGAUGACUGUGGUGUCGUCUGCAAAUUUCAGGAGUUUGACAGCUGGGUGCGUUGAGGUGCAGUCGUUCGUGUAACGAGAGAAGAGCAGCGGAGAGAGGACACAUCCUUGGGGCACCCCAGUGAUGGUGGUGUGUGUAGAUGAGGCUUAAGCGACUGGAUUGGAAGUGCAUCUCAUAUUGCGAUGGCUGAGCCCAACUUCCCGCCACUGCCCGGCUUCAUUCCGCUCAAGCCUUGCUUCUACCAGGACUUUGAUGAGAUCCCCGAGCAGCACCGCAGCUUGUGCAAGAAAAUGUAUCACCUGUGGAUGUUAAACGGCGUCACGCUGGCAGUCAAUCUCGUGGGCUGCUUCGCGUGGAUGUUCGGAGGAGGGGGCGUGACCAAUUUUGGCCUGUCAAUCAUAUGGCUGCUGAUGUUCACGCCCUGCUCGUAUGUGUGCUGGUUCCGGCCCAUUUACAAGGCUUUCAGGAGUGACAGUUCGUUCAACUACAUGCUGUUCUUCUUCGUGUUCAUGGCUCAAGUGGGUAUCAGCAUCAUUCAAAGCAUCGGCAUCCCAGGAUGGGGAGUGUGCGGCUGGUUGGCCACUAUCUCCUUCUUCAGUUACAAUAUAUUGAUAGCUCUGAUUAUGUUGGUGCCUACUGUCAUGUUCACCGCCGUGGCCUCGUUGUCCUUCAUCGCCCUCACUAAGAUCCACAACUUCUACCGUGGGAGCGGGGGCAGCAUGACCAAAGCGCAGGAGGAGUGGACCACGGGGGCCUGGAAGAACCCUCAUGUCCAACAGGCCGCCCAGCAGGCCGCCAUCGGGGCGGCCAGCGGCGCCAUGCAGGAUCAGUACUCGGCCCCACAGUACAACGACAACCAGAUGUAAGACACAGGUGACGCAUUAGUCACACUACCAUCGGGGCCAAAGUUUGAAGAGUAGCCUCAUCCAUCAGCUCGCUCAAGUUUUAACUGAAUGAUUCAGAGUUUUCAAGCCACCUCAUCAUUUGGCAAACAAAUAAAAACCCUUUUUUCCAACUUUUAUAUCUUUUCACAUGAUUUAAAGUGAAUCCCUACAUAUUCCCGGUUUGGCAUUCGCGAAUUUGCCCACUGACAGAUUUCUUAUUUGGGACAUACUCUCCAUUAUUAGCUGAAAAACUCACCUAUUGGCUGCUUUUGUGCUUAGGCCAAAGCAUUUAGCGCCAUCUGGUGCCAUCUUUGGGCCAAAACUGUUUAAGUGAGUUGAGGAGCUUCAUGUAGAAAAAAGUAGUCUUUCUGAUUUUCACUGUUCACGGCAGGGCUCGGUCCCUAACACCUGAAAAUAGCGGGGUUCACUGUAAUUGCUGACAACUGCUUGUGCUGUUAGCACAUCUGCCUCACAGCUCUGAGGACUGGGGUUCAAUCCCCGGCCCCGCCUGUGUGGAGUUUGCAUGUUUUCCCCGUGCCUGCAUGGGUUUUCGCCGGGCACUCCGGUUUCCUCCCACAUCCCAAAAACUUGCAUGGUAGUUUAAUUGACAACUCUAAAUUGCCCGUAGGUGUGAAUGUGAGUUCGAAUGGUUGUUUGUUUCUAUGUGCCCUGCGAUUGGCUGGCAAGCAGUUCAGGGUGGACCCCGCCUCCUGCCCGAUGAUAGCUGUGAUAGGGUCCAGCAUACCUGCGACCUUAGUGAGGAUACGCGGUACGGAAAAUUAAUGAAUGUCAAAACUAUAAUAAAAUGUUUUGCAUUUUUGAUUGAAAAGCUGAAAAUAAAUCUAAAAGUUGUAUUUUUAAGAGGAUAGCUGCAAAAGCAAAAGCCAUAAAUUUAUAGGAAUGAAGUUACAAUAUAGCUAGAACAAACUUGUAAUAUUUGUACACAAAAAUAUUUUUUUUAGAACAAGAAAAAAACAGUUACGAGAGAAAAAAGUAAUAUUUUUUUUACAAGAAUAGUCAUUUAACAUAAAGAUUUCUCAAUAAAGUCUAAAUAUUGCAAGGAAAAAAAUAAUACUUGCACGAUAAUAAAGUCUAUCCUUGGAAAAGAUGCUGGAAUUGUUUUCAACGUAUGAGAGUCAUAUUGCAAGAAAAAAGUGGAAGUAUUAUUUUAGUUAUUUAUUAUUUAUUUUUUAAGUAUUAGAGGACAAUACUGUAUUUUAUUUUAAAACAAUGUUGCAGUUACAAGAGAAUAAAGUCCUGCCAGCAAACGUUGCAUUUAGGUUGAUGUGGGAAUUUUCAUACUUCCUCAUUCCAAUUACAAAUUUAUUCUCGUAACCUUAUUAUUUUUUUAAAAUGUUUGAGUGAACUUUAUUCUCAAAACAUUAUUUUUCUGUGUUUUUAUUUAUUUAUAUUUUGGGUAGUCAUUUUCAUUGGUUGUGUUCUUUUCGUUGUGGCUCUAUUUAGUAACUGAACCGUGACCAUCUGCAUUAUUGCAGGUAAUAUUUGUAACUAUUUUAAUUUUAAUCCUAUUUAGUCUAUAUGUAACAUAAACAUUAAUGUAGUUUAUUACGAGACUUUUAAGGUUUUGUUUUUAAAAUUGUCAUUCAAUAUAGUUUGUGAUGUUUUAUAAAACCACGUGUACAGUAUAGCAUAUGACCUGCCUCUUGCUAUGUGCCUGUUUGACCACAGGGAAGCGUUAAGGGUUUUCGUAUGAAAUAUUAAAAAAAAAAAGA